AUGAGUAACCUGCUACAAGUGCCAAGGAACCUGUUACGAGUGCCAAGGAACCUGCACAAAGCGGAAUUGGUGGUAAUGAUGAUAAAAACGAUCAUCGUUAAAGGAUUUGAUUUUUUUCUUCCUGAAGAUGAUAUCAAGAGCGCAUUGAGUAAAUAUUUCAGUUCAUGUGGAGAGAUUACAAGCGUUAUUGUUCCAACAGACGAUGAAACCGGUGCGGUCAUAGGAUGUGCUUACAUUCAUCUAAAGGAAGGAGUAGAGAAGGCGUUGAAACUUAGUGGAAGUUACUUGGGAGGAUGGAAUCUUGUAGUUGAAAAGGUUUCACUGGCAGAGGAGGUCGUUGGUCUUAUCGCUAUCGUUGUAACAGUCUCCGCCGUUGUUCCACCUGUUGAAGUUUUGGUGGUGGAGGAAGAGACAGUGGUCAUGGAAGCAGACCUAGUUUUACUCAUUCAGGUAGAAGACUACCAUGCAUGA
This is a messenger RNA of Arabis nemorensis, 471 nucleotides long. The record is from the annotation of a GenBank genome assembly. NCBI's taxonomy places the organism in Eukaryota, Viridiplantae, Streptophyta, Magnoliopsida, Brassicales, Brassicaceae.